GCUCGAUAAGUAUUAGUCAAAUCGCCAACAUACAUAAUCAACGCGGUUCUUCUUGCUAUCUUGUCUCGCGAUUUGCUUUCGAUUAGCACUCACACAAAUCAUUCACACUCGCUCGAUUUGCUUGCGCUGUGUUCUUAUAAAUUAAGUGAGAUUUGUAACAGAAAGAAAAAUGAGUGAACUUGAUGAAAAGUACGAUAUAAUUGACGAAACAACCCCUCCAAAUGCUCCUUUAUCUGCGAAAUACAAAAGGAGUUUUGCAUAUUAUACCAUUCAGGAGAGGCUACCUAUUAUUCUGACAAAAGUGAUUGACCAAACAAUUCGCGAUAAGGAUGAAAUAGCUGAUAUUUUCAAUGGAGAGGGGAUCAAGGAUGAUACCAAAGAAGUUGUUGGUAAUAUUUCACAACUGAAAUACGAACUACAAACCAACAAAGAAAUAACGCCAUUAGAUGGAGAAGAGUUUGACAAGGAUGUAUGGAAUGCAUUUAUUGAGCAGCUAGGUGAAAACAAUACAUAUUUUUCCGUUAAAUGGCUCUACGCUGAAUGUUAUCUAUAUCGUCGUUUGAAAUCGAUUUUCGAAAAAAGCCCCUUGUUAAAAACCUACGACUGUUUUCGAAAACAAAAAGAUGCUGCGUUCAUUACAUCGUUGGAUGCUAUCAGUCAAGUACUUCAGCAUAUAACCGAGUUUUAUAACAAGCAUGCCAAAGCCGAAGAAUCAACAAUACUUGAGCUUGAAAGCUUUUUCAAAAUAUUGCUACGAAUCAACUUGUGGGGUAAUCGAUGCGAUUUAUCUAUUUCUAAUGGUCGCGAAGUCAAACAGGCAGGAAACCCAUUUGAAGAGCUUGGUUCGUUUGAAUCGUGCAUACUACAUGAUCAAUCGCAAGAUAUUUGGGAUUGCUUGAAAUCUGGUGGAAAAUCCUGUAGUAUUGAUAUUAUUAUGGAUAAUGCUGGAUACGAAGUGUUCACUGACUUUUUGAUUGCCGAUUUCAUUCUUCGAUAUGAUUUUGCAAAUAAAAUUCGGUUUCACUGUAAAGCCAUACCGUGGUUCAUUAGUGAUGUCGUGUACCGUGACUUCAAUUGGACCAUUCGGAAAUUGACUGAAAGUGAUACAAAUGUAGUGAGAUCAUUUGGAGAACGAUUGCAACAAUACGUGGACGCAGGUCGAAUUCAAUUACAACCGACCGAUUACUUUUGGACGAGUCCAUAUGAAUUUCAAGCGAUGCAAUCCAUUGCACCAAAAUUAUAUGCAAGCCUUGCAACCAGCCAUUUAUUGAUAUUUAAGGGUGACCUCAACUAUCGUAAACUUUUGGCAGACACAAAUUGGCCAUUUGAUUCCCAUUUUGUUGAUGUACUCGGUGUUUUUCGUCCAACGAAUCUAUGCACCUUGCGAACCGUUAAAGCUGAUUUAAUUUGCGAGUUACCCAAUGGAAUAGCAGAUGAACUAUCUAAAUUGGAUCCAAUGUGGAUGGAAACGGGCAAAUAUGGAGUUAUGCAUUUUGCACCUAAGAUUUAAGUACUAUGCAAUUUUUUUGUUUUUGCUUCAUUUAAUUUGAUGGAUACAAAUAAAGACGCAAUUUGAAUUACACGUUCGUUUGAGAGACAAAAGAAAACGCUAUUCAAAUAGAUUUGAACAAUUUUAAAUUAACUGAACGUUUCGAAUAUUUUAUUGAAGAAUUUAAAUACAUCACAAAAAUACAAGUGUCGGAAUAUAGCCA
Molecule: messenger RNA, 1712 nt
Organism: Sitodiplosis mosellana (orange wheat blossom midge)
Lineage: Eukaryota; Metazoa; Arthropoda; Insecta; Diptera; Cecidomyiidae
Product: damage-control phosphatase ARMT1-like
Exons: 6
Coding region: 170-1510 (446 amino acids)
Biological process (GO): DNA damage response
Cellular component (GO): nucleus; cytoplasm
Molecular function (GO): phosphatase activity
Source: RefSeq, a predicted model, not a curated record